AUGGUCAACGUACCUAAGGCCCGUAGAACUUUCUGCGAUGGCAAAUGCCGUAAACACACCAAUCACAAGGUAACCCAAUACAAGAAGGGAAAGGAGUCCAACUUCGCCCAGGGACGUAGACGUUACGACCGAAAACAGUCUGGUUUCGGAGGUCAAUCUAAGCCUAUCUUCAGAAAGAAGGCUAAGACUACCAAGAAGAUUGUAUUGCGUAUGGAAUGCACCGAGUGCAAGCACAAGAAGCAACUUCCAAUCAAGAGAUGCAAGCACUUCGAACUUGGAGGACAGAAGAAGGCUCGCGGUCAAGUUAUCCAAUUCUAA
Molecule: messenger RNA, 318 nt
Organism: Auanema sp. JU1783
Lineage: Eukaryota; Metazoa; Nematoda; Chromadorea; Rhabditida; Rhabditidae
Source: the annotation of a GenBank genome assembly